Messenger RNA from Closterium sp. Yama58-4, 1143 nucleotides. The record is from the annotation of a GenBank genome assembly. NCBI's taxonomy places the organism in Eukaryota, Viridiplantae, Streptophyta, Zygnematophyceae, Desmidiales, Closteriaceae.
AUGGCACCAGCGCGAGUGCUACCUCUUCCUACAGCCAUAGUAGUCCGCGAUGCGCGCUCCGACUCUGUUCUCGCGCAGUUCCUAGGCGGCAAGCCGGCCGGCGAGGUAUGCGACGCGUUGGAGCGACUCACGGGGUCGCCGGGCUGUCUCGUGCUCGGCGACAAGGCGUCACAGGGUGCACCGCUCGUGUUGACUGAAUCGGAUGUGAUACAAACGGGGACGUACUACUGGCGAGUGGCAGUGACGAGGUCUUCCUCUCAGCCCAUCUCCCAGCCGGCACACCCCCCAUACAAUCACACCCGCCACCGUCACCAUGAUUGGUCCGCGCAACUCGCGGCGUCUGUACUCGCUAUACUCAUCCUCGGUUGCGGAAUCCAGCUUUUCAUCAUGCUCGCAGCCCUCCCCUUCUGCAGCUAUCGCUGGUCCUGCGCGUUUUCCCACUACCGCUCGUUCAUCUCCUUUAUAGACGGACCCUUUAAGGUGUUCGCGUUCGCCGCGGCCGUCCAAGCGGCCGGCAGAAGCCCCGGCCGGUGGCUGUGGUUCGUGAAACACCUUCGUUUUAAUCACAUCCGUCUGAAUCCGUUUCAAGGAUGGUUUUCGCGGCUACGGAUUCUGGGGAAGUCAGGAUCGGGAACAAGGGUGGGACAGGCGUACAGAGGAGAAAUAGGGUUUGGAGGAGAAACAGGGCUUGAAGGGAAAGGAGCCAGAGAGGAGAAAAGGGAUUCAGGGAGGAAAGGGAGAGGAGGACGUGGUGGUAGGGGAGCGAGGAAAAGCAGCUCAUGUCAGGGAAAGCAAGGAGAGGCAGGUUCGGGAAGAGGUUCGGACACAGGGCUGGUCAUGGAACCAGGGCUAGCAGCAGCGCGGGGUCUGGGAAAACCUGGAUCGGCGUUUGCUCCUCCUCGGGAAUUGGUCAACUCUCAUGACUCGUUUCCUGUGGCAUCAGCUCUCUCACAUGACGCUGGUUCACCCUGCUCAAUGCCCUUCUCCUCUGCUGCUUUCUUUAAUACCUCCCCACUACGGCCUUUCGCUUCUAGAGGAAGUCUCCCUGGGAAGCUCUCGUCCUCGUUGUCGGCUUACAUUGUGAGAAGGUCUAUCUCUGAUGGCGGCGGCAGUGGUGAUGUGAGCAAGCGCAAGGAAGACUGA